This is a messenger RNA of Sorghum bicolor (sorghum), 1377 nucleotides long. Its product is annotated as heat stress transcription factor B-2a. The record is from RefSeq and is a predicted model, not a curated record. Gene Ontology annotation, molecular function: DNA-binding transcription factor activity; RNA polymerase II cis-regulatory region sequence-specific DNA binding. The transcript has 2 exons. Lineage: Eukaryota; Viridiplantae; Streptophyta; Magnoliopsida; Poales; Poaceae. Bases 292 to 1212 code for a protein of 306 amino acids. Gene Ontology annotation, biological process: regulation of transcription by RNA polymerase II. Gene Ontology annotation, cellular component: nucleus.
ACAUCCAAAAAGAAAGUGUCCAUCUGGGCUUUGUACAAGUGUAGCUCAUAGAAACCCUUCCAGCCCAUCAAUCCAAACGGCCACUCUCUAGAAACGGCACACGUGUCCGGUGGCGCAAAGGGAAAGCCGGGAACCUUCUAGAACCCGCUGGAUGCUUCUCUCACCUAGGUCCAACCUAAUCUCAUCCCCAAAUCCACCAUUCUAGAUGCGUCUUCCUCUGUCUGUUUCUCUCCUCACACCUUCCUUUCCUCUCCUCUGCAGCGCACACGCCACACCGCACUCUCUUGCCUGAUGGCGUCGCCGGCGGCGGGCACUCCGCCGUUCCUGACGAAGACGUACGCCAUGGUCGAGGACCCGACCACGGACGAGACGAUCUCCUGGAACGACACCGGCACGGCGUUCGUGGUGUGGCGCCCCGCCGAGUUCGCACGCGACCUCCUCCCCAAGCACUUCAAGCACAGCAACUUCUCCUCGUUCGUCCGCCAGCUCAACACCUACGGAUUCAAGAAGGUAGUGGCGGACAGAUGGGAGUUCGCCAACGACGGCUUCCGGAGAGGCGAGAAGCACCUUCUCGGCGGGAUACAGAGGCGGAAGGGGACCGGCGCCGUGGCGGCGGUACCGACGCCGGGCAUACCGACGGGGAUACCGAUCUCGUCCCCGCCCACGAGCUCCGGCGGGGAGCCGGCGGUCUCGUCGUCGCCGCCGCGUGGCUCGACGGCUGGAGUGAGCGGCGCGGUGGCCGAGCUGGAGGAGGAGAACGCGCGGCUGCGGCGCGAGAAUGCGAGGCUGGCGCGGGAGCUGGCCCGCGCGCGGCGCCUCUGCGACGGCGUGCGCCACCUCGUGGCGCGGUACGACCAAGGCAGAGGCGGGGAUGAGGAUCUGGCGGACGGCGACGAAGGGCACGGCGGCGGUGGGGAACGCCCCAGCGGCCCGGGAGUGAAGCCAAUGCUGUUCGGCGUCCCAAUCGGGGCCAAGCGGCUACGCGGCGCGGAUGGAGAUGGAGACGAUGUUGAUGACGGCGAGGACGGGGCCGCCGAGGAAAAUGGCGAGGGCAACGACGAGGAACAAGACGAGGACGAGGAGAGGCACGCGGCGCGGGAGCGGGGGGUUAAGGCGGCCAGGAGGAACGAGACGUCGGAUCUGGAUGUGCUGACGCUGUCCGUGCGGGCGGCCGCGGCGGCGAGGACGGGUGGAGGGUCACGUGACCGCUAAGAGCUACCCGCCCGCGCCGCUACGACUGAAAUCACUGACACUCGUGUAGAGGACGGUAGUCUUGAUUGUAGUAUUGUAUUGAGUGAUGCUGCAGGCUUAAAUUUAAACAUCUUUGUACUGCUAAUAGCCAGAAAUCAAAAUUCAGCCAUGGUCUUGUUUUAGUUA